AUGGAUGUCGCGGGAAAACUGAUACCAGAGACCGAUAUGUUGGAUGACUGCACACACAAGCGCUUCCGCGCUAUUUGGGAGAUGGGUCGCCUCCAUACUCGCGAAACCUGGCUGUCGGUAAUUCCAGCCGUGUGGGGAGCGAGUAUUGGUGCAAAGGCAGGCAGGACGGAUGGAUGGUCAUUUGCCUGGGUUCUGUUUGGCAUCUGGGCAAGUGCAACGGUCUCUCAUGCCGCAUUUUGUACAUGGAAUGACAUCUGUGAUGUCGAAUAUGACAGACAAGUUGAACGAUGCAAAGGCAGGCCGCUACCAUCCGGGCUCAUCUCCGUCAAAGAGGCCACUUUCUUCUUUCUCUGUUGGAUACUUCUCACCCUGGGGACUACCUGGUAUACACUAGGACCACAGGCGACUCUGUGUACCACACCUGCGUGGCUACUGGGCUUGAUCUAUCCCUUUAUGAAGCGGGUCAUGCCCUUCCCUCAGCUCGUGGUCGGUCUCUCUGUUGCCAGUGGUGUUAUGCCGGGGUAUGUCUCUGUUCGGGGGAUUCUCGAGUUCAACGGGUCGGUUCUAGCUCUGUUUGGGGCAACCGCCUGCUGGAUUAUCUUUCUUGACACCGCCUACGCCGUUCAAGAUAUGCUCGACGAUGCGAAAUGCGGAGUCCAGUCGCUUGCGGUGUUCCUGGGAAAGCGUGUCCGAAUGUUCCUUGCGCUGGCUGCUGUCAUUACUAUUGCAUUCUUCUCUACGGCUGUUUUACUGAGCAAUCUCUCUCUAUUUACCUGGAUCUUCGGUGUCGGGGUAUGGGCAGCCAGCAUGAUACGGAGCAUAUUUCUAUUGGAUCUCAAUGUCUGCGCGUCUGGGGGACGUGUGUUCAGGUCUAACAUUGAAUCCGGCUUUUAUCUUACGGUAGUUACACUUGUGGAAGGGUAUCUUCAAGCGUGCUUUUCUUGA
Aspergillus welwitschiae is the source of this 945-nucleotide messenger RNA. Its product is annotated as 4-hydroxybenzoate octaprenyltransferase. Bases 1 to 945 code for a protein of 314 amino acids. The record is from RefSeq and is a predicted model, not a curated record. The transcript is spliced from 2 exons. Gene Ontology annotation, molecular function: transferase activity, transferring alkyl or aryl (other than methyl) groups. Gene Ontology annotation, biological process: ubiquinone biosynthetic process. Lineage: Eukaryota; Fungi; Ascomycota; Eurotiomycetes; Eurotiales; Aspergillaceae. Gene Ontology annotation, cellular component: membrane.